Messenger RNA from Cucurbita pepo subsp. pepo (vegetable marrow), 915 nucleotides. RefSeq lists its product as uncharacterized. Lineage: Eukaryota; Viridiplantae; Streptophyta; Magnoliopsida; Cucurbitales; Cucurbitaceae. The record is from RefSeq and is a predicted model, not a curated record.
AUGGAUUCAAACCUCCAAAAGCUUCAAUCUUUAGGAGUCUUUGGAAUCAUCAAAGAAACCAUCAAAUUGAUAUACCAAUGGAGAAAAAUCUUCACCCAAAUCACUCUUCUCUUCAUUCUCCCUUCCUAUCUCAUAACCUUCACCAACUUUGCACUCAUCCUUUUCGCCUCACAAAACAUUUACUUUCUCGUCUUCAACCUCGUCUCUAUAAUCAUCACCGCCGUCCUCACCAUCAUUGCCACCGCCACCGUCGUUUACACUGUUGCCUGUGUCUAUGCAAAACGUGACAUAUCAUUCAAGCACGUGAUCGGCGUCGUCCCGAAUGUUUGGAAGCCAGUUCUCGGGACGUCUCUAUGUUAUUACACGACGUUGUUUGCCUUGAAUUUUGUUGGUAGUUUGGUCGUCUUUUUGAUAGUUGUUUCAAAUAAGAACUUGGUGGUGAUUCUUUUCAUCUUCUUGAUAAUGUUCUUCAUAGGAACUUUUUAUUUGAUAUCAAUAUGGAAAUUAUCGGACGUUGUGGCUGUUUUGGAAGGGCUAUGUGGGUUUAAAGCUAUGGCUAAGAGUAAGGGUUUGGUUAAAGGGAAGGUGAGAAUGGUUAAGAAGUUAGUCAUGGCUUUGAGUUUGCCUGUUGGAGUGGUUCAAUAUGUGUUCUUUUGUUUGGUUGUUCAACCAACAUGUAUUGGGAUGGUGGGCAAGGGUGUUUUGGUAAUUAUUUGGAUCUUGUCGUUUUCGGUGUUCUUUUUGGUCACUCAGGUGGCUAAGACUGUGUUGUAUUUCGUUUGUAAAUUAGACCACGAUGAGAUUGUUGACAAGUUGGCUCUAUCUGACCAUCUUCGAGUUCAUCUGCUGGAAAACUACAACGAUCCGUUGAAGGUUGAUGAUCAUGUUCGUAUCGAGAAGUUACAAGUUGUUUGA